AUGUCGCUCGGUCACAACGCCUGGCCACCAGGCAAUAUCCGCCCCCCAGACGAACAACUGGACUCCCCGCGCCCAGUCAAUGGCUUAGUGAAGACAUUGUCCGGCUCGCGAACCCCCCAAAUACGCGGUUCGGUCAGCGCCGAGGGCCCGAAUGCCGGUAGUAUGACCUCCGAGCCGGAUAUCACCAUCGAGGAGGACCCGCGCAUUGCCUCAUUUCGCGAACUAUUCCGAUGCAGUGAGGCGAAAAUCAACGCGCUUUUUUCAGGCCACUAUACUCCCGACGAAACGUCCGGUGCCGCGAUCGCGGAGAUUGAGCCGCCCGAGCUUCAAUCUGAACGCGUCGAUGCGCCGGCCGCCCCUGCCGCCCCACCACCUAAACCCACCCGCAAACUCGACGACGACUACGAUGACUAUGAUGACGAUGAUGAUGCUGAUAUGGUCGACUUGGCCGAGUCACCCUUGAAAGUCAAGUCCGUACCACCGUCGCAGGACCCUAAUUCCGCCGCCGCAUCCGCCCCACGUCCGAGCACAGCUCUUUCCACCACUGCCGAUGGAUCUAAGGAGUCUAAAAAAGAGUCACUGGAGGAUAUACGGAAGCAAUUGGAGGAGGACAAAAAAGCGACGGAGGAGGCUGCUCGGCGCAGCUUCCAUACCCUGUUCUACACCCUCGAGAAUGACCGAGAUGCCAUGAUGGAUCAGCAACGGUUGGAAGAGUCCGAACGACAAGUUGAUGCAGAGAUCUCGGGACAAGCCAAUGCUGCUGGAAACAAUGCUUCUGGCUCAAAUGGAUACAGCUCUUUGAGUAACACCAACCUCGGAGCUUCAAGUCUGACCCUGAAGAACCUUAUUGCCCGAAUUGAUAAGAAGCGCGACAUGGUUCAAGCCUCUGAUGCUGAGCUCCGCAGCUUGCUGAGCGAAGUGCGUAAGAAUCGCAGCAAAUGGGCCAGCGAGGAUAAGAUUGGCCAGGAAGAGCUCUACGAAGCUGCGGAAAAGGUGUUGAGUGAGCUCAAGGCCAUGACAGAGCAUUCCACCGCUUUCCUGACCAGGGUCAACAAACGUGAUGCGCCAGAUUACUAUACAAUCAUCAAACACCCUAUGGAUCUCGGAUCAAUGACUAAGAAGCUCAAGGGCUUACAAUAUCGUUCCAAGGAAGACUUUGUGGAUGACCUCAAUCUAAUUUGGAUGAAUUGUUUGAAAUACAACACAAAUCCUGAACACCCUUUGCGCAAACAUGCCCUUUACAUGCGAAAAGAGACUGAAAAGCUUGUCCCCCUCAUUCCCGAUAUUGUCAUCAGAGAGCGAGCUGAGGUUGAAGCAGAGGAGCGUCGACUUCAAAUGGCAGAGCUUGAUGGUGCCGAAGAGAGCGACGAUGAACCCAUCAUGUCCUCACGCGGGAGAAAAGCCCCUGGCAAAUCGUCUAAGAAGGGUACUGCCCCGUCUCGCAAUACUCCCAGUGGCUCUGAGGGCCCUCCGGGAGCUCGCUCCAGUCAACCCCCAGCACCCGUUCGUGCAGAUUCAGACACCGCCAUGGAAGCAAAUCAAAAUGGGUUCGGCACUCCGCCCCCUGGAUCCAAUACUCCAUCCGAUCCGUUAGGCGGAAUGGGAGCCGCAGCCAGUCAGCAAGACGAUUCCAUGGAAAUGGAUGCACCUGUCGCGUCAACUAUGGCGCUUAGCGCUCUGGCAGGUCCCGGUGCAGAGUUAGAAGACCCUGAAUACAAGGUGUGGAAGCAAGUGACAAAGAAGGAUCGGGCUCUCAUUGCCGCAGAACGCCAUCGCCUACUCAAAGGCGACAAGGUCAACCCCGAAGAGCCGGCCUUGCUUCGAACGAAAGCUGGUAUGCGACGAUGGCUUCGCCACGAAAAGCAAGCAGCGAUUGAAGGCGACAAAAUGCACGAUGCCUCUCAGGCAAUGGAGCCCACGGCUGGCGAAACACUUGCAGAAGGCAUCGAGGGCGAAGAGGAGAGGAUGAUUCCCUAUUAUUACGACGUCAUGUCUGGUGUACCUGAUCUUCCAGAGCGGCUCGCCUGGAAGGAAGAUGCGCAAGGUAAUGUUGUGGAUGCCACAGAAGAAUAUCUAAGAAUUCUUCCGAAAGGUUCUUUCUUGCAGCCCGACAGCAAGCUGUCUCGCAAGAUAGAAGCGAAUAUGCGACAGAUGCAAGAGACUCGUAAGAUCUGUUCCAAGGUUAGCAUUGUGAAGCAGAUGCAGAUACAAUCCCAGAUGUAUCAGAAUCAAUUCCAAAAAUACAACCCGGAGCCUUUCGCGGAACAGGAUGUUCCACCUCAUGUCUUAAACGACAAUGGCCCUGUUAUAGCUCCUGGAACUUGUCGGGCAGCGCUGCAACGCUCAGUUGCUAAGAUUUUCUAUCACUCCGGUUUUGAGGAGUACCAACCUUCUGCUAUUGAAGUUGCCACCGAUAUUACGUCCGACUUUUUCCACAAAAUCGGUGAAACUUUUAAAUCGUACAUGGAAGCCCCCAAGGUUCCAGCCACUGAGUCUCCGGAAGCCGCAACAUCAGCGGCCGAAUGGAAGUCAGCGUACACCGAGCCAGAGAUUGUACUUCAUACUCUUUCUGGUGUUGGGAUCAACAUUGAUGAACUUGAGUCAUAUAUCAAGGAAGAUGUUGAACGACUUGGCGCCAAGCUUUUCACGGCCCACGAUCGCCUCAAGUCGCUGCUCACUGAACUGCUCCGCCCAGCUCUCGCUGAUGGUGGCGAGGAUGGCUCUAAUGCCUUUAAUGAUGGAAGCGAACAGUUUGUAGGUGGUGAUUUCGCCGAGGAUAUCGAUGAAGAUUUCUUUGGUUUCAAAGAGUUGGGACUGGACCGCGAGUUUGGUCUGUCCCAGCUCAGCGUUCCUCUGCAUCUCCUUCAGAACCGGAUGUACAGCGCGGCCCAAUCGCAGAACACCAAUACCACUCAAAUCGUCACUAUCUACCCCACGCCACCAUCAUACUCCCGUGUCUCAGUGGACAGUCUACCCGAACAGAUUGGGCUGGUGCAAGCUUUCUUCAAAGGCAAGCUUGCCGCGAACCGCGACGAGCCCCUUAUAGAGGAUCUUGAGCUUCCACCCAAGCAAAGACCAAUGGCUGUCAAACCUCGUCUACCAGCCUCCGGCAAAAUUCCUCCCAUGCCGGGCGUCUCAGGGCCUAAUUCAAGCCCUCAGAAACGACCCGCCCCUCCAAAUGCAACCGCAGUUGCUAAGACAGGUACUGCGGAGCCAAGCAAGAAAAAGUCGAAGAAGAACAGUGGCGUCGCACUCGAGAUGCCCAACUUCAAUUUCGACGGGGAUGCAGAUCAAGGCUCUGCCUUUGACGGGACUAAAGACUUCUCAACGGACAUGAAACCUGAUAGUAAUAAUUUUCCAGAUGGAGCCGACGAACCGAAUGUUUCUCAGUCGGAUAAUGUGCCCAUGAUCAACGGUACCACCGCAUGA
Penicillium odoratum is the source of this 3429-nucleotide messenger RNA. Its product is annotated as SAGA histone acetyltransferase complex subunit SPT7. Gene Ontology annotation, cellular component: SLIK (SAGA-like) complex; SAGA complex. Bases 1 to 3429 code for a protein of 1142 amino acids. The transcript is spliced from 3 exons. Gene Ontology annotation, molecular function: structural molecule activity; protein heterodimerization activity. Gene Ontology annotation, biological process: regulation of transcription by RNA polymerase II. Lineage: Eukaryota; Fungi; Ascomycota; Eurotiomycetes; Eurotiales; Aspergillaceae. The record is from RefSeq and is a predicted model, not a curated record.